Papilio machaon (common yellow swallowtail) is the source of this 1656-nucleotide messenger RNA. RefSeq names its product putative inorganic phosphate cotransporter. Gene Ontology annotation, biological process: transmembrane transport; monoatomic anion transport. Gene Ontology annotation, cellular component: plasma membrane. Gene Ontology annotation, molecular function: transmembrane transporter activity. The record is from RefSeq and is a predicted model, not a curated record. Bases 41 to 1576 code for a protein of 511 amino acids. Lineage: Eukaryota; Metazoa; Arthropoda; Insecta; Lepidoptera; Papilionidae. The transcript has 10 exons.
CAGACGAAGUCGUGCCGAGCCGAAGGCGGACGUUUGAACUAUGAAGUUUUGUAAUAAAGAUGCCGAGAAAGUUGUAAAUAACCAAGAUUGCGAUUUAAAAGGCUGGGGCUACAGACACCAGCAAUGUCUCAUCCUGUUUUUCUGCCUGACGACGGGGUACAGCAUGCGCGCCUGCAUGGGCGUCUCCCUCGUCGCCAUGACAACGAGCGACGCAACACAUGUAAAUCUCUACAACCAUACAAACCUCACCAGCGACAAUACAAGUGACGACGAUGACUACAAAGUUGAUGGAGUCUUGAGUGCGCUUCUGCUUACUAGUCCGUAUCCGAAAUUCAAAUGGAACAAGAAGACGCAGGACGCGAUCCUAUCGUCAUUCUUCUGGGGCUACAUGGUGUUGCAGGUGCCGGCCGGGCAGCUUGCGCACCGCCUGGGUGCACGCCGCCUGCUCGCCGCCGCGCUCUUCGCCAACGCGCUCAUUUCUUUCUGCCUACCAUGGGCCGCUUAUUAUGGAGGAUGGAUAUGGGUGUUAGUCUUUAGAAUAACUCAAGGCUUGAGUCAAGCCUGUAUUGUACCAGGCAUGCAUACGUUCCUUGGCAAAUGGACACCGCUGAGAGAAAGAAGUCGCCUAAGUGCAUGGGCAUAUGGAGGUCAAGCCUUGGGUCCUGUGCUGGGUCUUCCAGUGACCGGUUUCAUCGCGUCCUCUCCGCUGGGCUGGCCGGGCGUGUUUCGCUUCUACGGUGUGCUAGCGGCGCUCGUGGGCACGCUUAUCUGGUACAUGACAGCCGACACGCCGGCCAAACAUCCCAGAAUAACUCUUGCCGAGAAAUUGUAUAUCGAAAGCGAUAUCGGCCCUACUGAUGAUUCCAGAAAACCAAAGACAGUCCCGUGGCGACGUAUCUUGACUCACCGCGGCAUGUGGGCUAUUGUUAUCGGUCACAUCGGUCAGACCUGGGGCCAGUUGACACUGUAUUCAGAAGUACCCGCAUUCAUGGAUAAAGUCAUGGGAGUCAAUAUAAAAGCGAACGGUUUGCUCUCCGCCCUACCGUUUCUAGUCAUGUGGUUCACCAACUUCUUCUUCAGCUGGGCCGCUGACAAACUGAUCGUCAAGAAGAUCUUCAGUGUGACACAAACCAGAAAACUUGCUAAUUCUUUAGGUAGCAUUCCGGCCGCAGUAGGUCUAGUGGUGCUCGCAUUUGUACCCAAAGAAUUGGUGAUUGUAGAAUGUGUUCUGGUGAUACUUUGCGGGUUUAAGGUCGCUUCUCAUGUCGGAGUUUUUGUGAACCACAUCGACAUAUCUCCCAACUUCUCGGGGACCAUGAUGAGUCUCAGCAACUUCAUGUCCAAUUUGUGUGGCUCUCUGGCGCCCAUAGUGGCCGGCUUCAUACUCACUGAUGUUACAAGCGAGUACCUUUGGCGUCAAGUAUUCUUCGUGGCCGCCGGUAUGUACUUUUUCACCAACCUCCUAUAUAUCAUCUUGGGCACGGGAGAGCGAGCGGACUGGAACGACCCGACACAAGAGCAAGACGCUGAAAAUGUUAAAGAGUAUAGUCCUAUGCUAAAAAUGGAGAAAACGUGACGAAUUUGUUUUUAUUAGAUUUAUAAUGUCAUAAUUUAUUAUGAAAAUACUAGGUAGAAAUUUAAUGUUCUUGACAAAUU